GCUCUCACUCGCGCUGCGAUCGCCCUGCGCUCUCUGUCAGGCUCGAAGCUGUACCCGCCACCCAGCUGCCCGCCCGGCUGCCGGCUCCUAUCCGUGGCGCAGAUGGCUGUGCGCGGCGCCAGCACCUUGACGCCCUUCUCCAUCCAGGCGAUCCUCAACAAGAAAGAAGAGCGCGGCGGGCUGGCUGCGCCGGAGGGGCGCCCGGCACCCGGGGGCACGGAAGUGGCGGUGUCCGCGGCGCCCGCCGUCUGCUGCUGGCGGCUCUUCGGGGAGACCGACGCGGGUGUACUGGGGGGCGCUGAGGACUCUCGGCUGGCGUCUCCCAUUCGAACCAGAACAGCUGUGGGGCAGAGCGCGGAGAGCCCGGGAGCUUGGGACUCGGACUCUGCUCUGAGUGAGGAGAACGAGGGCAGGAGGCGCUGCGCCGACGUUCCGGGAGCCAGCGGAGCCUGCCGCACCAGGGUGACCCUGGGCCUGGACCAGCCGAUCUGCGAGAUGCAUGCCGCCGUCAAGGACUUGGAGGAGGAAGUCCCAGUCCGUAGCGACAGCGAGAUGUCAGCCAGUGUCUCAGGCGACCACAGCCCAAGAGCCGAGGACGACGGCGUUAGCCUCGGAGGUGCACGCGUGCCUGGGUUGUGCAACUCAGCCGGCAGCGGAGCUAGCGGCGCUCAGGCAGGCGGCAUGGAGGAGGAGGAAGAGCCCGCAGCCCCCAAGCCUCGAAAGAAACGUUCUAGGGCAGCCUUCUCGCAUGCCCAGGUCUUCGAGUUGGAGCGCCGUUUUAACCAUCAACGCUACCUGUCCGGGCCAGAGCGCGCAGACCUGGCAGCUUCCCUGAAGCUCACUGAGACGCAGGUCAAAAUCUGGUUUCAGAAUCGUCGCUACAAGACCAAACGCAGGCAGAUGGCCGCAGACCUGCUCGCCUCAGCGCCCGCCGCCAAGAAAGUGGCAGUAAAGGUGCUGGUGCGUGAUGACCAAAGACAGUAUCUGCCGGGAGAGGUGUUGAGGCCCCCCUCUCUUCUGCCACUGCAGCCCUCCUAUUACUACCCUUACUACUGCCUCCCGGGCUGGGCGCUGUCCACAUGCGCGGCCGCCGCUGGUACCCAGUGAGCCGCUUUGCGGAGAGGCAACGAAUGAUUCCCGCGCCCCAGUUUGCACCCCUGCGGACAGGUGUAGAGACUGUACUCAGUGUAGGCGAG
Messenger RNA from Phodopus roborovskii (desert hamster), 1196 nucleotides. RefSeq names its product NK3 homeobox 2 (gene Nkx3-2). Gene Ontology annotation, biological process: cell differentiation; regulation of transcription by RNA polymerase II. The transcript has 2 exons. NCBI's taxonomy places the organism in Eukaryota, Metazoa, Chordata, Mammalia, Rodentia, Cricetidae. The record is from RefSeq and is a predicted model, not a curated record. Bases 103 to 1107 code for a protein of 334 amino acids. Gene Ontology annotation, molecular function: DNA-binding transcription factor activity, RNA polymerase II-specific; RNA polymerase II cis-regulatory region sequence-specific DNA binding. Gene Ontology annotation, cellular component: nucleus.